Paramuricea clavata is the source of this 384-nucleotide messenger RNA. NCBI's taxonomy places the organism in Eukaryota, Metazoa, Cnidaria, Anthozoa, Malacalcyonacea, Plexauridae. The record is from the annotation of a GenBank genome assembly.
AUGGGCAGACGACGAAAUGUGAAGCGAAGUUUACCGUAUAAGGAAGUUGUGUCUUUCGAAAGUUCUUCGACUUUUUCAAAAAGAAGAAUUACGCUAACAACGCCUGAUGUUGUUCAACCGGUUGAAGGAAGUGGCAGCAAAGAUGAUGAUUUCAUAGAGGAACAUGCAAUGCAACCGCUCGCAAUGGAUAUAAUUGAUGGAAAUGAGGGUGAUGAUGAGGAUGAUUCUGAGGAUGACCAAGCUGAAGUCAGUUGUUACAAGAAAAGACAACAACGCGCAGCUCAAGGCUGCCUAGGCUGGGAGCAGUCAUUGAAUCUGAGUGGAUUGCAGAUGGUUCCCUGUGCACUGAAUGCCGAACAGCUAAUGCAAUGUUUCGUUGUCUAA